This is a messenger RNA of Capronia coronata CBS 617.96, 1206 nucleotides long. RefSeq lists its product as uncharacterized. The transcript is spliced from 4 exons. The coding region runs from base 1 to 1206 and encodes 401 amino acids. Gene Ontology annotation, molecular function: dioxygenase activity. The record is from RefSeq and is a predicted model, not a curated record. Lineage: Eukaryota; Fungi; Ascomycota; Eurotiomycetes; Chaetothyriales; Herpotrichiellaceae.
AUGGCACCUGCGGCUCCCUUCAAUCCACCCGCAGCUGACCUCCCUGGGAAGCCCUUUGUUCCAGAAUGGGUUCCACCACCUGUCACCAAGGAGAAGCACAAUUUUGCAAGCCUUACAUCGAUUGACUUGUCCUUGCUUGAUUCAGAUGACCCCGCUGUUGUUGACGACCUGAUCAAGCAGGUCAAAAGGGGCAUUCGCGAGGAUGGUUUCCUUUUCCUCGAAAACUAUGGUGUCUCAUUAGGGCAGCUGCACCGUCAAUUUGCUAUUGCCCAGUAUCUGUACAACAACAUCAGUGAAGAGGACAAGGAACGGCUUCUGUUCGAUCCUGACACGGGCAAGUGGUCUGGUUACAAACAUCCGUAUGGAUUCAAGCGUCACCGCGGCAUUCCUGAUGGCAUCGAGCAAUUCAACUUCUAUCCCCGGGAAUGGCAAAAUAUGGACCGAAUCCCCAGUUGUCUACACCCUUUGAUGGACGAGAUUGAGGCCUUUUGCAACUACCUGACAAGGUCAGUCAACCGUCGACUGCUCACGCUCUUCUCUCGCGUUCUCGAGUUGCCCGACGACUACUUAUGGGACAACGUUCAAUCACGCGGCAGUCCAACCGGCGAAGGAUAUUUUCGCCAUGCACUUUUCAGACCCGUCCAAAAGGAAACACAAGACGCAUCCAAGGGCCUCCGCAUGCACGGUCACACCGACUUUGGCUUAACAACCUUGCUCUUCUCCGUGCCCAUUUCGUGUCUCCAAAUCUGGGGCCGUGACGAACGGUGGUAUUAUGUACCUUAUAAGCCUGGGGCACUUGUCAUCAACAUCGGUGACACCCUGGAGAUCGUUUCUGGUGGUCAUUUCAAGGCUACUCGCCAUCGAGUCUACCAACCACCGGCCGAUCAGUUACAGUCAGAGCGUCUCUCCUUGGUGCUGUUCAACAGUUCCGUCGGCGAUUUGCGUAUGGAGCCUGCAAAGGCCUCACCGCUUAUCCAACGAGAAGGCUGUGUCGAGGACCAAGGAGUCUACAGUGAGUUCAGGAAGCGCACACUCCAGGGCCAAAUUGUACCUACCAAUCGUGAAUGGCGUGAGAUCCAGAUCGCCACGGCUACAGACCCGACCGAUACGGUACGCAAUCGAAUUGGCGCGGAUCAAGUUCUGGUCAACGGCAAGCUCAUGCAACAACGAGAGUACAUGGGUCUCAAAGUUGUUCUCCCGGUGUAA